CAUCUUCUUCUUCUUCUUCCCCUCAACCUGUUGACUCCGUCUCUGAUCUUGAAAAGAUGGCUCGGAGGCGGUGGGAGGGGUCGGAUAAUGUCGGCUCGGCUAAUUCUUCACCUGCGAUGUCUCCUUCUCAUCGGAUGAGCAACAACGGAGGAGGAGGAAUCUCUGGCAGAAGCACGCUCCGGAAGCAAAACGCCGCCGAGCUACUCGCUAAAGUCAUGGAGCAGCGAGACUACGACUAUGAUUACGACGACGAAGACGAAGAUCUCUACCAGGUGCAUCUUCCGCCUCUCUCUCGGGAUCGAAGACGAGACGAUAAACGAAUCGGCAAGGGAACCGUCAGAGGUAAACCGGCUCCGGCGAAGAGACCGGUCUUAAUCCCGCCUAAGUUUGACGACGACGAAUCCGACGGUGAUGAACCGGUGAAGAUUCCUCAAAAGAACGUUAGAGUUCCGGCCACAAGAGCAACGGCGGUUAAAUUUGACGACGAAUCCGACGGUGAUGAACCGGUGAAGAUUCCUCAAAAGAACGUUAGAGUUCCGGCCACAAGAGCAACGGCGGUUAAAUUUGACGACGAAUCCGACGGUGAUGAACCGGUGAAGAUUCCUCAAAAGAACGUUAGAGUUUCGGCGGUUAGACCCGUACUACUCCCGCCCAAAUUUGACGAUGAAUCCGACGGUGACGAAGUCGCAGCCGAUUUGCCACGGAAUCAAGUGAAGAUUCCUGAAAAUAAUGCUAGUGUUCAGAAAGAAGCUCCGGCGGUGAAACCGAUCGCAUUAUCUCCGCCUAAGUUUGACGAUGAACUCGACGGAGACGAGAUCACAGCCAAUGUGGUCAAGAAUCAAGCGGGGGAGAUUCCUCAAAAGAACGCUAGUCCUGCACUCAGGGUUAGAGUUCCGGCGUAUUCGCGUCGGAAUCCGAUGGAGGAUUCUGAGCAGAACGGAGACCGGAAAGUCAAUGUUCAGUUUGACGUGCCGCCGGCGAAACAAUCGGAGGCUCAGUUAAAGUAUAAGAAAAGUUUCAGGUUUAGCUCUGCAGACAUUUUAGCACCGAAUCAGGAAGAAGAUGAUCGAGAAGCUUCGGCCUUACGUGAUGAACUAGAUAUGCUUCAAGAAGAAAAUGAUAAUAUACUGUAUAAGCUUCAACGAGCUGGAGAAAAACGCGAAGCAGCAGAAGCAAGGGCUAGGGAGCUAGAGAGACAGAUUGCUUCUCUAGGUGAAGGUGCAAAUUUUGACGUCAAACUCUUGAAGAGGAAAGAAGCAGCGUUGCGUCAAAGAGAGGCAGCAUUAAGGGCUGCUGAACAGAAAAGAGAUGGAAGACACAAGGAAACUGAUGCCUUUUGUGCAGAACUUCAGAGCUUGAAAGAGGAAACGGAGAAGGCCGUGGAACAGCUCCAGGAUGCUCAAGCUGAAACAAAGUCUCUUCGGACAAUGAUACAUAGAACGAUUUUGACUCAUGAAGAAAUGGAGGAAGUUGUUUUAAAGAGAUGCUGGCUUGCUCGCUACUGGGAACUAGCUGUUCAACACGGAAUUUAUAAGGAUAUAGCUCCAUCAAGACAUGAACAUUGGUCAGCUUUAGCUCCUCUUCCCUUUGAAGUUGUCAUUUCCGCGGCCCAAAAGCCUGAAGAUUCCUGGCAGACAGAUGGUAGCGAUCGCACUUGGAGCAAAGUCGUUAGUAAAUUCAGUGAUGCAAAUGGAGAAGGGAACAUAGAGAGUAUGCUUGCCGUUGAAACGGGUCUACGUGAGAUAGCAUCCUUGAAGGUUGAGGAUGCUAUAAUGCUUGUAUUUGCCGGGUUCAGACAAAAACAUGUGGUCCGACAAUCCGACACUGAUCCCAGGGUGCAAGGGGAGCCUAAGUUUGCUGAAGCAUUUGAGUUGAGUCACGAUGAGAAACAGGAUAUUCUCUUUAAAGAGGCAUGGCUGAUGUACUACUGGAAAAGAGCUAAAAUUCACAGCGUGGAGAGUGAUAUCGCGGAAGACCGUCUUAAGUUCUGGAUCAGCCGUAUCGCAGAACAGCCAACAUCACAUGAUGCAGUUGAUGUGGAACGAGGUAUGAGGGAGCUAAGGAAACUUGGAAUAGAACAACAAUUGUGGGAAGCAUCUCGCGCACAACUCACCGACUCCACUUUUCCUCUUUCCGUUUCUGACUACUGUGAUGAGUGACGAGUGACGAGUGACGACCGGCUCUAAUGUCCUCUCUGCAAAUUAUGACACACACACACACACACACAUAUACACACAAAGAUUAUCGUCAUCAUUAACAUCUGAUCACUGUUCCAAAGUGUAUAUGCUUUGCUUUCAGACUUGUUCCUCUUGUUGGGGCUAUCUUGAGCUUCAUGUUGUUACUUGUAUAACACUCUUCAUUAUCAUUCCUUACCCAAAAUCUAAUAAAAAUAUGGUUUGGUU
Molecule: messenger RNA, 2402 nt
Organism: Brassica oleracea var. oleracea
Lineage: Eukaryota; Viridiplantae; Streptophyta; Magnoliopsida; Brassicales; Brassicaceae
Product: coiled-coil domain-containing protein SCD2
Exons: 16
Coding region: 57-2159 (700 amino acids)
Biological process (GO): cytokinesis by cell plate formation
Source: RefSeq, a predicted model, not a curated record